AGGCUCACAAACUCACAAACUCACAAACCUAACAAACCGACCCGAGACCAGAAAAAAAAAGCCCUAAUCCUUAUCGGGCAACCAGUCGGACUUCGGUGAAGAAGGACCGAAGGAAGGAGACCCCGUCUGCAACUUCACCCACCUCUACUUGGUUAAAUUUCUGCUUUACCUCAGAUGCAUUAGCUAGGGAAGGGAUGAGGUGGGAAUCAAUGUUCAUUGGGCCUUUGCCAUGAACAAGAUUUGAAGGCUGAUCUUGGUGGAGAUACAAGCAACAACCUUUUCUGCAAGUCUCUCCUAGAUGAAGUGGCUUCCACAAUGCCUCCUCCAACUGAUCUAGCAAUAGUCCCAUCUCCGGCUGCAGCAAAAGAUCAAGUCCAUGAGAUGGAAAUAUCAAGUCCGACAACUGUUGUAAAACCGAACAAGAGAUUGACUUCUGUUGUGUGGAACGACUUUGAAAGGGUAAAAAAGGGUGAUGUUUGUGUGGCUGUUUGUAAACAUUGCAAAAAGAAACUCAGUGGAUCAAGUACCAGUGGUACGUCGCAUUUAAGAAAUCAUUUAAAAAGGUGUAGGAAAAGGACUAAUCAUGAUAUAACUCAGCUACUAGUAGUUAGAGAGAAGAAGAAAGAUGGAACCCUUGACCUUGGAAACUUUAAGUUUGAUCAGGAACAGAAAAAGGGUGAGACAUUUAGCCUCGAAAAUUAUAAGUUUGAUCCAGAGAGGAGUCGACUUGAUCUUGUACAAAUGAUAAUCUUACAUGGCUAUCCUUUGGCCAUGGUUGAGCACAUUGGAUUCAAAAUGUUUGUUAAGAAUCUCCAGCCAUUGUUUAACCUAAUGAAUUGCUCUACGGUUGAGGCUGAUUGUAUGGCAAUUUAUGGAAAGGAGAAGCAGAAAAUGUAUGAAGUAUUGGAUAAAUUGCAUGGUAGAAUUAGCCUCAUUGCUGAUAUGUGGGUUUCGUGUGAAAGUGGUGGAUACUUGUGCUUGACAGCACACUACAUUGAUGGGAAUUGGCAAAUGCAGAAAAGGAUUCUCAAUUUUGUAAUGGUUGAUCCCUCUCAUACUGAAGACAUACUUUCAGAAGUUCUUAUGACAUGUUUGAUGGAUUGGGAUAUUGAUCGUAAACUGAUUGCCUUGACACUGGAUGACUGUUCCACCAAUGAUAAUUUUGUUUUUAGAAUUAGGGACCGGCUCACUCAGAAUAAGUUGCUUUUGAGUAAUGGUCAAUUGUUUGAUGUUCGCUGUGCUGCACAUAUUCUCAAUCUUAUUGUUCAAGAUGCAUUGGAUGCACUACGUGAUGUGACAGAGAAAAUUCGGGAAAGUAUUAGGUAUGUUAAAAGCUCACAAGCAAGGCAAGAAAAGUUCAACGAAAUUGCUCAACAAAUUCGGGUUUAUAGUCAGAAGAGCUUAUGUAUUGAUUCUCCAAUGAGAUGGAUUUCAACAUAUCUUAUGCUUGAAGUUGCCUUGGAAUACAAGGAUGUAUUUUCUCUUUUGCGUGAACAUGACCCUGCUUACAAGCUAGCACCAUCUGAUCUAGAGUGGGGAAGGGCAAGUGCCAUUACUAACUAUUUGAAGCUUUUCUUUGAAGUUACCAAUAACUUCUCGAGCAUUAAACAUCCUACUGCAAAUCUUUAUUUUCCUGAGAUUUGUGAUGUUCACUUGCAAUUGAUUGAGUGGUGCAAAAGUGCAGAUACAUUCAUUAGUGGUAUGGCACUGAAGAUGAAAAGCAAAUUUGAUAAAUACUGGAACACUUGCAGUUUGGCUUUAGCAAUGGCAGCCAUUUUGGAUCCUCGAUUCAAGAUGAAGUUGGUGGAGUAUUACUACCCACAGAUAUAUGGUAGUGCUGCUGCAGAUCGCAUAAAGGUUGUGUCUGAUAAUAUUAAGGAGCUUUUCAAUGACUAUGCAAUAUGUUCAACAUUGACUAAUUUCGAGCAUGGUUUGGCUUGGGAAGGUCGGGCCAAUAGUGGAUACAGUGGUACUGGAUUACCUUCUGCUAGCAAUGACAGACUUAGUGGUUUUGACAAGUUCCUUCAUGAAACUUCCAAUACGCAACGUGUUAAGUCAGAUUUGGAUAAAUAUUUGGAGGAACCUGUCUUCCCUCGUAAUGUGGAUUUUAGCAUAUUGAAUUGGUGGAAAGUUCAUACACCAAGGUAUCCUAUCUUAUCCAUGAUGGCUCGUGAUGUUCUUGGGAUUCCAAUGGCGACUGUUCCGUUAGGAUCGACAUUCAAUGCUGGUGGCAGGAUACUUGAUCCUUACCGGAGUUCUCUAAGUCCCGACAUUCUGCAGGCCUUGAUAUGCACACAAGACUGGUUACGAACUGAACUAGAAGAAACGCAGCCAUCCUCGAGCCAUGCUAUUUUGUCCUUGUGCCUUGACACAACUUAGUCUGUGCAUGGCUCAUGGAUCAUUAUGUCGGUGCCUAUAUUGUAUCUGGACACUUUUUUCUUCUCAUCCUUCAUGACAUUUCUACCAUCUUUGGAGAUUAAAUGCUAUUUGGGAAAGAUAUGUUAACCUUUCUAUGCACUGUGAGAUGUACCAUUGUCGACUUAAAAUGAUUUGAGGGGGUCUUUAUCUUGCUUUAGGGAAAUUUAAUGAUCUGUGUCUGGUAUUUUAGUUGCCAUCAUUUCGUCUUUCAAUGGUCUCGAACUCCGGAUCCGGUUAGACGGGUUUCAUGGCUAGUUAUCUGGGUUCUUAAGUUCAGAGUGAAAAGAGCUUGUUAGUGGACCUCUUUCAUCUCUGAUCGAGGAUUCCACCCUGUAUUUUACUAGCCUGUGGUGCAUUUCCCUGGUUUAACCAUUUGUUUUAUUUAUUUUUGUUCAGGUGUUUCAUGUAUAUAUUAAUAGAGAACAUCAAAGUGUGUUUACAAUAUGGCUAGUAGACUAGCAGACUCAGUAACAAUACAUGGCUUAACCAUUUGUUCUUAAAUAGCAACAUGGGGUGAUUGUCACUUUGUUUA
Molecule: messenger RNA, 2950 nt
Organism: Macadamia integrifolia
Lineage: Eukaryota; Viridiplantae; Streptophyta; Magnoliopsida; Proteales; Proteaceae
Product: zinc finger BED domain-containing protein RICESLEEPER 1-like
Exons: 6
Coding region: 316-2379 (687 amino acids)
Molecular function (GO): protein dimerization activity; DNA binding
Source: RefSeq, a predicted model, not a curated record